This is a messenger RNA of Apaloderma vittatum (bar-tailed trogon), 1182 nucleotides long. Its product is annotated as gap junction gamma-1 protein-like. Gene Ontology annotation, cellular component: connexin complex. Lineage: Eukaryota; Metazoa; Chordata; Aves; Trogoniformes; Trogonidae. The record is from RefSeq and is a predicted model, not a curated record. Gene Ontology annotation, biological process: cell communication.
ACCAUGAGUUGGAGUUUCCUGACCCGUCUGUUAGAGGAGAUCCACAAUCACUCGACCUUUGUGGGCAAAAUCUGGCUGACGGCGUUGAUCGUGUUCCGGAUUGUCCUGACUGCUGUGGGAGGAGAAUCCAUCUAUUACGAUGAGCAAAGCAAGUUUGUGUGCAACACGGAGCAGCCCGGCUGCGAGAACGUUUGUUACGACGCUUUUGCUCCUCUUUCGCACGUCAGGUUUUGGGUCUUUCAGAUCAUUCUCGUCGCCACCCCGUCCGUGAUGUAUUUAGGCUACGCCAUUCAUAAAAUUGCCCGGAUGGUGGAACACAGCGAAGCCGACAGAAGAAUCAGAAGCAAAAGCUUUUCCAUGCGCUGGAAACAACACCGCGCCUUGGAGGAGGCCGAGGAGGAUCACGAGGAAGACCCCAUGAUGUACCCGGAGAUAGAGCUGGAAAGCGAACGAGAGAACAAGGAGCAGCAGCCCCCUGCCAAAGCCAAGCACGACGGCAGGCGGCGCAUCCGGGAGGACGGGCUCAUGAAGAUUUACGUCCUGCAGCUUCUGGCGAGGACUACGUUCGAAAUCGGCUUCCUCGUGGGUCAGUACUUCCUGUACGGCUUCGAGGUCAGCCCCAUCUUCGUGUGCAGCAGGAAGCCGUGCCCGCACAGGAUCGAUUGUUUCAUCUCCAGGCCGACCGAAAAGACCAUUUUCUUGAUCAUGUACGGCGUGAGCUGCAUGUGUUUGCUUCUGAACGUCUGGGAGAUGCUCCAUUUGGGAUUCGGCACGAUCCGUGACACGUUGAACAACAAGAGAAAAGAGCUGGAGGACUCCGGUACCUACAACUACCCUUUCACUUGGAACACUCCUUCCGCUCCUCCGGGCUACAACAUCGCCGUGAAGCCCGAGCAGAUGCAAUACACCGACCUGUCCAACGCCAAGAUGGCCUACAAGCAGAACAAAGCCAACAUAGCUCAGGAACAGCAGUACGGAAGCAACGAAGAAAACAUUCCUGCCGACCUGGAGACCCUGCAGCGGGAAAUCAAAGUGGCUCAGGAGCGCCUGGACCUCGCCAUCCAGGCCUACAACAACCAGAACAACCCUGCCGCUUCCAGAGAGAAGAAAUCCAAAGCGGGCUCGAACAAAAGCAGCGCCAGCAGCAAGUCGGGCGACGGGAAGAACUCCGUCUGGAUUUGA